CAUCGCGACAGAUAACAAGUUUCGACCGCCGUUUUUUCGAAAGGAAUGGAAUUUAAUUCGAAACAUCGAAAAUUAUCAAAAAAUAAAAAUUCUGUUCGUACUCCUUCAUCCUCGAAACCCAGAUUGACCAAAAAAAAGAUAGUUACGCGAAAACGAAAAUGCGUUUGCCUCCCUGAAAAUUAUUCAGUUGUAGAGUUCCCUACGAUAUGGAAUGAACUAAGACAGAACGGUCAGCUGUGCGAUGGCACUAUCGUGUGCAGGGACAUGAAAACAAUUCGAGUGCAUCGGGCGAUACUAUCUGCCGUUAGUCCAUACUUCAAAGCCAUAUUUAUUAAUUCGUUAAAGAAAGGAGAGCCUGAGGAAACGGAAAUUUUUGUCGAUGUCCCUAGCUAUUACAUGACCUUGAUUCUCGACUAUGCCUACACAGGAACUUGCACAGUGACUGCAGAAAACGUGGAAUAUCUCUUACCAUAUGCGGAUCAAUUUGAUGUUGUUGGUGUUAUACAGCUAUGCUGUCAGUUCCUUUUGCACGAGCUGAGGCCGCAUAACUGUCUUGGAAUAUUUAAAUUCGCAAGAUAUUAUUUCUGUAGUGAGCUAGAAAAGAAAGGAAAGUUGUAUAUAAGACAGAAUUUUAGCAGAAUACUUAAGGAAUGUAUUGAAUUUAAAACACUUUCAUAUGAUGAAUUAGAAGAUAUUUUGAGAGAUGACGAACUGAAUGUUCGAAACGAAGAAAUAGUAUUCCAAGCAGUUAAAACUUGGGUGGAACACGAUUUAGAAAACAGAAGGAAAUGUAUUCCACCAUUACUAUUAUGUGUACGGUUUGGUCACAUCAGCUAUAAAUAUUUUAAAUCGAAAAUAUUGCAAUGGCAGCCGGUUGCUGAAGACGAGAAAUGUCAAGAAGCUUUGUAUCCAGCCGUAGUAUUCCUUACAUUAUUGGAUUCAAGGCCAGGGACAGAAGCAGAUCUUAAUGAUCCUUUAGCAAGGCCCCGAAUACCUUUUGAGAUACUUUUUGCAGUUGGUGGUUGGAGCGCUGGUAGUCCUACUAGUUUUGUUGAAACGUACGAUACAAGGGCGGACCGAUGGUUUCUGUCUAUUCAUAUGGACCUGACACCUCGAGCGUACCAUGGCCUUUGCACAUUGAAUAACUUAAUUUACAUGAUCGGUGGUUUCGAUGGGAGUGAUCAUUUCAACACCGUUCGGUGCUACGACCCUGUGGCAAACACUUGGCAUGAAAGGGCCUGCAUGUACCAGGCGCGGUGCUACGUUAGCGUUGUGGCUCAUGAUGGUUUAAUCUACGCCCUGGGUGGUUACAACGGACGUACGCGCAUGUCUUCAGUGGAGCGCUACUAUCCUGACAAGAAUCAAUGGGAAAUGACUACGCCGAUGAACAAGCAACGCUCGGACGCUAGUGCCGCGUCUCUUGGUGGAAAGAUAUACAUCGUUGGUGGAUUCAACGGCCAAGAAGUGUUAAGUUCUGCCGAGGUGUUCGAUCCAGACACAAAACAGUGGAGCUUCAUCAGAUCGAUGCUCAGUCCCCGAUCCGGAGUCAGCCUUAUCGCUUAUAGGGACUGCCUGUACGCACUUGGGGGAUUUAAUGGAUACAGCCGAUUGAACACAGGCGAAAGGUUCAACCCGCAGCGCGGCGGGGACUGGCAGGAGGUGACGGAGAUGUUCAGCGCUCGAAGUAACUUCGCUACGGUGUUACUUGAUGACAUGAUCUUCGUUAUUGGAGGAUUUAACGGGUCAACUACGAUACCCCACGUGGAGUGCUAUGAUGGUGACACGAUGGAGUGGUACGACGCUGCACCCAUGAACUUGAACCGAUCAGCGUUAAGUGCCUGUGUUUUAGCUGGCCUGCCCAACGCGCGGUCGUUCUCAUACCUCGCCAAAGCCGUGCCUGCCGCCGGCGCAGACCAGGCACACCACUCCUGACCAUCCCUCAAACCAAAACCAACCACACAAAUACACUCCACUCAAGAUGCAGCUACUCCCCAUCAAUCCUUCGCUUCCUCCAAAACAACUACAACGCCAACGAUGAUCAAGAUAUUUUCAGAUACAUUUUCAAGUUCUCCAAUUGGCCAAUUUUUGAACCAAAAUGGUGGCCAUUGUGUGGCUUUUGUGAUUGAUACGUAUAUCUCUGUGAUAUUUUCAUUGUACAUAGAGUUUUGUGAUCUAUUUUAUGUAUCGAAAAUCAUGGUGGUAUGGGCUUAUUUUAUUGUACAGAUCAUGUCCAAGCAUAUUUUGUAUUUUAUUGUUUUAAGUACAGGCAAAAUGAUUUGCCUUACGAUAAUGAAGGGAAUGCAGGUCCCUAAAAUAAUAUUAUGGGUAUUUUAGAUAUUGUUUUAAAGCGAGGGAUUUGUUGUAAAUUUCAAGUUUUUUAUAGUGUAGUUUGUGAAAAAUUUUAUUUUCGUAUAUUUGUGUACAGUUCGCGUCCGUGGGAAAUCAGAGUGGUCGCGUUUUGGAUGUGUGUACGAUAUUGCGGUGGGCGGAACCUUCGCGAUAUUGUUGUAUCUGUGAUAUUUUUCACUUAGUGCUUGAGAAAAUUCAAAAAAAUGUAAAAUUGUUAAUUUUUUUAAUUUACUGAAAAAUUUACUGUACCUGAUUGAAAGAUAGAGAAAUUGACAAAUAAAGAAAA
Molecule: messenger RNA, 2635 nt
Organism: Spodoptera litura
Lineage: Eukaryota; Metazoa; Arthropoda; Insecta; Lepidoptera; Noctuidae
Product: kelch-like protein 10
Molecular function (GO): protein binding
Source: RefSeq, a predicted model, not a curated record